This is a messenger RNA of Dioscorea cayenensis subsp. rotundata (Guinea yam), 1641 nucleotides long. RefSeq lists its product as uncharacterized. NCBI's taxonomy places the organism in Eukaryota, Viridiplantae, Streptophyta, Magnoliopsida, Dioscoreales, Dioscoreaceae. The record is from RefSeq and is a predicted model, not a curated record.
UUAAAUAUUCUUAGUGAUGAAUUCAGAACAAACCAUUAUAUAAUUUAGUUAAAAAACCACAAAAUAAGUUGGCUUGACUAGACACAUUAAUUUGAUCCUCCAAGGACAAGGAUUAGCCAUCCAACCAAACAAACCGACCAACUUUAUAAAUGGUAACAUCAUCUCUUCUCAGUCUCAAGUCCAAUAAUUAGGUUAUAGGUACUCCCUUUUCUUCAACAGAUAUAAUUUAACAAGCAAUAGCAACCUCAUCCCCUACAAACAAAAACAAAGAAAAGAAACCAAACAACCACCACCCAUCAUCCCCACUCUUCCCUCCCAAUCUCUUCAUCACCCCUUAUAUAAUAUUCACCUCAGAGAAAAACAAACACAAAGAUAGAGAAAGAGAAGCAAACUAAUGGCCAUCACUGGCUUCCUCCCUCCCACUAACCAACACCAAGAGAAGAAGAACAAGAAAAAGAAGAAGAAAAAGAAGUCUCAAACCAAAGAAAUCUCAUCAUGGGAGCAGCUAAAGAACAUUCUCUCAUGCAAGAGCACAGCACCAACUGGUCAACAAGUCCAUGACCCUUCAAAGCCAACCACUAAACCCAUGACUUCAUACUGUGGUUCAUCUCUGUGCGCCAUUCGAGAUGUUGUUCAUGGGAACACAAGGGUCGUUCACCGCGCUGACACCGACCAUUGUUCCGGCUGCUCGUCGUCUCCGGGCUCGAGCUGGCGCCAUGAGACCGUGCCACUGGCCGUGCACUUGGGCUCUGGCUCGAGAGGAGGAAUGCAGCUGAGAAGUCUCUCUGGGUGUUAUGAGGCUCAUGCUGUGUCCAUUGAAUCAGGUUCCAGGAGGUAUCCAAGGUCAAGAGCGUUGUGUGCAUGUCCGGAGUGUGGUGAGGUGUUUACUAAGCUUGAAAGUUUGGAACUCCAUCAAGCUACCAAGCAUGCAGUGUCGGAGCUUGGGGCGGAGGACUCAGGGCGGAACAUCGUCGAAAUCAUCUUCAAAUCGAGCUGGCACCGGCGGCGAAACCUCGCCGCCUGCAUGAUCGAGCGCAUCCUCAAGGUGCACAACAACCACCGCACCCUCGCCCGCUUCGAGGACUACCGCGCCGCCGUUAAGUCCCGUUGGGCCCUAAACCCUAAGAAGCAUCCCCGAUGCGCCGCCGACGGCAACGAACUCCUCCGAUUCCUACCAGCGCCUUUGUCUUGCUCCUUCCGAUCCACCUCCCUCUGCUCCGCCGCCGCGUGCGGUGUCUGCGGGAUCAUCCGCCAUGGAUUCGCGCGGGGGAGAAGCGGGAUCAGGACGAUGGCGAGCAGCGGGCGAGCGCACGAGAUUGGGAGCGCGUAUGAGAUGGGAUCUCGGAGGGCGAUGAUGGUGUGUAGAGUGAUCGCUGGGAGAGUGAAGGAGGCUGCGGCGGAGGAGGAGGAGGAGAUGGGAGGGUUUGAUUCGUUGGCUGAUGACGGUGCGAAUCUCGAGGAGUUGUUUGUUGGGAAUCCCAAGGCAAUCUUGCCUUGUUUUGUUGUGAUCUAUCGGGUGCUGGGCUAGGGCCCAUUUAUUUUUAGGUACAUAUUUGGAAAAUCACUGUGGGGUGUUUGGGCCUGGUAAUAUCCCACUAAUUUUUUUAAUAAAAUUUAAUUAUUUGAAGGUGAAUAUUUAUA